AUGGAGACGAUUCCUUUAACGUGCAAAAAAUCCCUCAAAUAUACGGAAUUUAUGGGCGACGUAGUUCGAAGACUUAUUUAUGUGGAGGAAGUCGACGUUGUGACGAUAGGUGAAGAGGAAAAGGGAUGUACUUGCGAAUGUUGCGGGGUGCGGAUCAUUUACUGCCCUAAGGCGACCUAUGGGGGCGGCGCGGGGGUUAUUUAUGAAGAUGUGUGGCAGAAGGGCUGGGACCGUCAGCGGGCGUGUAGGUCGGUGACAAAUAAGGAAAAUCAGGCGGGAGCGAGGUGGUUGCCCUGCGGAGCACCUGAUGUCACACUAAUUCUACUAGAAACUAAAGUGAAUAGCUGUAAGCCCCUCAAGCUGCCGCCCCUAAUCCAGUCCGCGUCGGGCCUCAAUAAUGCAGUUACCUCAACACCGUUUCCCUCUCAACAAACAAUUAUAAAAAUGCGAGUCACAACCGCAUUAUUGUUUACGAUCUGGGUGAUACUCGCUCCGGUUAAUUCGGCCCGAGAAGUUAGAAGUGACGUGGUUCCGUUACAAAUUCCAAAAACGGACGCGCUGGCUAAAAAUGAGAAUUCGAGGACCGUGAGGGAUUGCAUUAUAAGUUUACUUCACAUUCAAAGGGCGCCUCUUCUAACAACAAACUGUUGCCUAACAAGGUUAUGUCCGAAGAAGAAUAGCACGGAACAUUUAAAAGACAACAAAAGUGCGCCGUUAUCGCGAAAGCGCUGCAAACUUUCGAACGUCAACAAGAAAACGGUUCCGAUAAAUUGUAGAAUUGUUGGUGAAUUUAAAAAGAGAUCAGCAGAAAAAUCUAUUAGCUUCACGUUAGUCUCCCCCACGAGUUCGUAUGCUCAAGCGCCCAAUUCACGAACGCAAGAUAAGAAAAUUAGAUUUGAAAAUAUCACAAAGAUAUCUGCAAGAAUCUCUGGUUUGCAAUUCUUGGAUGUCCCCAAGGGAGACGAAAUGCGCAUCCAUAACCUUAGACUCGAAGAGGAGUACUUGUUAUUCGAAGUAUUCUCUACCAUAAUGGGAUAUUUACAACCAAGCGAAUUUCCUGCAGGUCUUAUACGUGACGCUCUCCAGAAGCAAGUUCCAUUUCACCUACUCGUCUUUCAGCUUCUCAAGACGGAGUUCGCAACUCUGGGAUGGAUUAUCUUCUGGACUACAGUGACAAUCGCGAUUCCAUUCAUAACUCUGACUUACUUUUGCUGCUCGAGGGGGAAUCUGCAUAGACUUCGAGACGAGUCGUCAGACGUGACUCCAGAUUUCAGAGACAAGUGUGUGGAGCGCACCCUCACAGUUCUGCUCUUGUUCUUUUUAAUCCUGCAACUCUUUCCCAUCGGGAUUCUCUUCGCCGGCAACGAGCAAAUCUCCCGCCAAAUGUCGCACUCCGCCGCCGCCACCGCCGCCGCCUUCGACGACCUCUCCACCUUCCUGCGGAACACCCACAUGCAGAUCUCCUUCGUCGCCACUUCCUCCACCGACAUCACAAUCGAAGCCAUCCGAAAAGACCUAGAAGAUAUUGAAAACUUGCUCGGUCGCCCCUUCCAGGAGGAGCUGGCUCGCGAAACCGGGAUUGAUGGCGCGCUGGAGGAACUCGAGGAAGUGAAAAUAGGGAGUGAUGAAGUCACUUUGUUGGCUACGCAGUUGUUGGAUGAAUGUGCUUUAGUCAAGACGGAGGGAAACUCGCUGCAAGAAAAAUUAACAGAAGUUUCGAGACAAUUAACGCUUGCUAGACAGCAGUGUCGGUCGAGGGACCGAGCUUUGUGCUAUACGUUGCAGUACACGGGGCUGGAGGUGGUAUUUUCGUGCGGAAAUCUGUCGUCUGACGCGACCAUGAGACACCUCGAACGCCUGCAGAAGGAGAAAAACCUGGACAGGAACGUGGAAAAAGCCCGGACCGCUUUCACAAGACUUCCAGAGAGAGUUUCCCGGGAAACGGUCCCCCAUGUUGCAGAAAUAAAAAGCGUGCUAACUCGAAAGCGCACCGAAGUGUAUAAAUCAGCCCACUCGCUGGACGAAUUAUCAAGAUCCCUGUCGGCUUCGAUCAGGAGCGCUCAACAAGCCGCGGUUCGGGCCGUCGAGGCUCUUAACAGGUGGGAAUUAUGGCGAUGGUUAUCGGUUUUAGGCGCUUCGACAAUGGUAUCUCUGGUUUGGGGUUUGUUAUUAUGCGGCGCACCCUGCGGAUGCGGCACGACUUCCAGGACUAUACCUUUCCUGCUAUCAGGAGUCGUCCUCACAUCCUUAACAUGUCUGCUGGUUUGGGCGCUGGGAACGCUGUCAUUUUUGCUCGGAGUUCAUGGACAAUCCCUGCUGUGUCAACCCCUCCACGAUCAGCCUCAUUAUAAAGCACUGGCAGAAAUUCUCGAUUCGGGAGGUAUUCUGCACAAAGAGGGUGGCGUCUUCAAAGCGUUCCUUAAAGCGAAUGACUCCUUGAAAACUGCCGACGUGCUCAACAACUGCCAGCUCAACCAGCCCGCCUACUCCACCUUCCACCUCCACAACUUCUUCGACGCCGCCUCCGUGACCAACCACCGCACCUGGCCCGACUUGCAAACCGCCGCCGGCGACUUCGCCAUUAGCGAGCCGCCCCUGGAAAUCCUCAGUCCUUCGCUGCAAUUAAGCCUCCAGUUCCUGGCGACCACGUCGUCGCUCAAUUUAACGGAGUACAGGACGAAAAUUUCCGGCUCUUUGACGAGAAAAGACCUGAGUUCGUUUGCUGAUCAAUUAAACACCGUCGCCAGGCAAUUAAGUGACCCCAGCAGCUCGAAGAGAAUCGACGAGAUUGCUUUGACGCUCAGAAAAAUUAUUCAUAAUGAAAUGGCACGCCUGGCUGAUUUGAAGGAUCGCAUCCUUUAUAAAAUAACCGCGCUUGAUUUACUUAUUCAUCCUUUGAGCCAGCAGGCAAACCGAUCGCUGGCACAUUUCAAAGACGUGCAGCUUUUUCUGGAUAGCCGCGGCGGAGAGGUCGCUCAAAGGGUUUCGGCUCGCUUUAUGUCUCGUCUGGAAACUUACCUGGGAGACCUUCACAGACACAUAACAACCAAAGUGACAAAGGAAAUAGGAGGCUGCAAACCACUCUGGGACAUUUUCCGGCUGGCGCGUUUCUUCACUUGCAAACUAAUAGUGGAUCCAACUACCGCCAUUUCAGCAUCGAGCUUUAUACUAACCUUACUGUUUCUGGGUGUCGUCAUUGUCGUAUUGAAUUUAGUGGAACAUUACCGGGAGCUUAAUGAAGAACUAUUAACCUCCAUAACACAUAGGCGCGCCAGAGACGGACUCAUAAUAGACGACGAAGGCACUUGGGCGUCCCCAUCGUUAGAAACACCACCAGAUGUUGAAAUGAGGAAUAAUGGGCAAGGGGAGCAGGCGACGUGGGUCUCCCCUAAUUCCAGGCAGAGCGUCGAGCUCUUGAUUCCGCCACCCCCCAGAGCGCUUCAGGGUCCGUCCAGGUCUCGGUCUCCCAAAAGGCUUUCUACAAUAGCGUCAAGGAUAUCGGCUGCUAGAGUGCCGCAGAUUCCCUCCGUAUCGAGAGCAAGGUCUCCAAAAAGGGGCCGCCAUGAAUCACUCCGCCUGAUCGAACCGAUCUGCUGGAAAUCGGGGUCGCUUUCUCCGAGGAGUUGGCUGUAG
Zophobas morio is the source of this 3633-nucleotide messenger RNA. RefSeq names its product prominin (gene Prom). The transcript has 26 exons. The record is from RefSeq and is a predicted model, not a curated record. NCBI's taxonomy places the organism in Eukaryota, Metazoa, Arthropoda, Insecta, Coleoptera, Tenebrionidae. Gene Ontology annotation, cellular component: membrane. Bases 1 to 3633 code for a protein of 1210 amino acids.